Molecule: messenger RNA, 4030 nt
Organism: Carassius gibelio (silver crucian carp)
Lineage: Eukaryota; Metazoa; Chordata; Actinopteri; Cypriniformes; Cyprinidae
Product: RILP-like protein 1
Exons: 8
Coding region: 261-1577 (438 amino acids)
Biological process (GO): cilium assembly
Cellular component (GO): cytoplasm; ciliary basal body
Molecular function (GO): protein dimerization activity
Source: RefSeq, a predicted model, not a curated record
CGUUAGUGGGUGUAGAUCUUCACUUCAGGUUUUGACAUGCAACUGUUUAAGCCGCAUAGACUCGUAGAUUUUAUAGCUCAUUUGUGUUUAUUGGAGCGUAUCAAGGAUGUAGUUAAAAACAAACUAGAACGAAAUGCAUGCGUUUAAAAGUGAAACAAACAAAAAAGAUCUGCGUUGGGACUGAUCGUCUGUUUAGAUCUGACCGACAAGAGGAGUUUCGAUAGUCGCUGUUAGAAAUCAAGUUAAAAUCUAAGUGCGUUAUGGAGAAUUGCGUGAUAGCGGUCGAGGAAAACCAAAACUAUAUUGCCGAGACGUGUUUCGAGAGGACGUUUUCAUCGAUGACCGUGGACGAUGUGUAUGAAAUCGCUAAAGCGGUGGGGGCAGAAGUGGAGAAGCUCAUCGACAGCUAUGGGAAGUCGAGUGUGGAGGGUCUGGUGUCUCACAUAGUUAAAGUGUUGGAGCUCUUGGAGAGUUUCGCGGCGAGAAACCAAGCUCAUCAAUGUAAGGAAGAGGAACUAUUGAAGGCUUUUGAGACGUUACAGAUACAGCAGCAGAAGAAACGACAUGUGAAGGAAUGUGAUGAGACCAGCAACGGUACAGAGAGUGGGGACUGGCAUCAGAAGGAGAAGAAACUGAAGGAAAAUGUCAAAGUGUUACAGUCCCAGGUGCAACAGCUCACGGAAGAGAACCAGGAGCUUCUGGCCCGUGUAAAAUGCACACACUCAAAAGAAGACCGCACACAGCGUCAGGAACGAGAAGUGAUGCUCAAGCUGAAGGAAGUGGUGGAUAAGCAACGUGAUGAGUUAAGAGCAAAAGUGCAGGAGAUUUCCAGCAUGUCCAAGGAAGUGGAAGCGCUCCAGGAGCAGCAGGAGCGACUAAUGAAGAUAAACGCAGAGCUCAGACACAAACAGAACAUCAUUCAGACUCAGCUGAAGAGCGCAGUGGAGAGGAGGGCUGACCUGGAGGCCGACCUGUGCGAGAAACAGAAAGAGAUAGAGCGCCUGAACUCACAAUUAGAAAGACCCAGUGUACAUACUGCUGCUGAAACGAGCAGUUCGGCCAUUGACCUCACAGAUAAGAUGAUCAUUGACUUGAAGGAUCCAAAUCGGCCAUGUUUUACCAAGCAGGAAGUACGGGACUUGCUUUUUGAGAAGAACGAGUUGAAGGCCAAUCUCUUUCUAGUCAAAGAAGAGCUUAAAUAUUACCAAAGGGAAAUCCUGAAUGAUGAGAGAUGCCCAGGGUUCUUACUGGAUGCCGUGCGUUCUGCCAUAAAGAAGCAGAGGACCAUUAUAAAGUCUAAAAUGCUUGGCAUACCAGUUAGCGAAUGUAGAACAGAUGAGACAGAUGGCCCUUUGUUUAAGAGGAGUGGAAAUGAAGACAAUGACACUGACAGCACUGACAACAGACCCCAGGACUCACGCAUCAGAAGCCUAUUUGGUUCCCUUGCGCGGCCCAAUCUUACUAGGAGCUCUGGUUCCCAGCCCCCCGGCCUUCCAACAUCCAGCUCCACAUUGGAAAUCAUUGAUCCAGACGAGCAGGGAGGCCAGGAGAAGACACAGAUGCUCAGCUCAUCUUGAGAACCACCGCAAAUGUCAUUCAUCUUCACCUGUGUUAGAAGAGAGAAGUCUCAUUUAGGUUUCAAAUGGACUACUCUUUAUAUCUGGUUAUACAAACAUAGUAUUUUAGUAUUUGUUGCCUAAGCAGACCUUUUUCUAAGUAUAAAAUCAUUCAGCACUUGGCUUUUGUUAAUUUAGCCGAUAGCUAGAUUUGUGCCUGAUGAUCAUGACCUGAAGACGAGUUCAGAUUGUGUCAGUCAUAAACAUAUCGUUCUUGUUUGUCGUUUACAAGGACUGGGUUUUGACACAAAUUUCACGGUUUGAUUCUAUUCUCUUUCACAAGCUUUCAAUUCGAUUACCAAUUCAAUUCAAUAUCAGUUAUUUUGGAUGUAUAUCAGGUACAGUUACAGUACUUGCCAAAUUUUCCCAAGGAAAAAAAAAAUCUAAACUUUUUAAAUCAUAACUUUAACAUAAUAUUUCUACUUCAAUUCGUAAUUUUUAUAAUACAAUUUAAGUGGUGGCUGUCAUUAAAUAAUGAAUGGAUUUAUUCAAACAUAAACGGUAAGAAAUAUAAUUAAUAUGUAAUAUGGUGCAUAUAUGUAUUUUACUAUCUGACUAAUGAGUUUAUGGUCACGGAAUAACAUUAUGUUUGUUUCUGAGGUAAAUGUGACGUUAUGUGAUGUUUACAAGACUUUAUAUUGACGUAUUUGCGCGGCUGGAACACUGAUUGAGCGAUUACAAGAGACAGAAUUCAUAUUGUUAAGUUGUACUCUUUCUUUUAACUCACCUUUGUGUCCUAAUGUGGAAGAAAUGAUCUGCUGCGUCUGUUGAACUGAGGCGCUACACCUAUCUGUCCCUCCACGUUAAACGGCUACAAAGCGACAUUUAUUGUUUGAAUACUGCAAUACAAUGGACAUAAAUUGAAACCUGAGACUUGGUUAAUAUCAUAACCACCAAAGCACAAUGUUUCCGUCCAUUGACUGAAAACAGGCUACACUAAUCGACUCUUGGGAUUUAAGAAUCGAUAUCUUUCCGUAAAAAAAAGAGAGCACUAUUGUUUACCGUUCAAAAAUGUAUAGGGACAGUAACAGUUUUUAAUGUUUUUUAGAAAAAGCCUCUUUUAAUCACCAAGGCUGCAUUUAUUUGGUAAAAAACCUGUAAUUAAGAUAACAUUUUUUUUUAUUUAUUAUAUUUUUAAGUGUCAUUAAAUCAGAAUUUUUAUAUCCUUCAGAAAUCAUUCUAGCAUGCUGACAUGGUGCUUGAGAAACAUUUAUUAAUAUUAUUACACUUGAAAAUUCUGCUUAAUUUUUUGUGGAAACUUAUUCGUGUUUUUUUCAGGAAUUUUUGAUGAAUAGAGAUUUAAAAAGUAACUCUUUUUUGAAAGAUAAAUAUUUUGUAAUAAUUUCUUUACUGCAGCUCUUUUGAUCAAUUUUAAUGCGUACUUGCUUAUAAAUAAUACAUGAAUAAAAGUAAUCAUCUGUUAGGAAAAAAAAAGAAAAUCUUACUGACCCUCGGUUUAAUGUGAGUUUAAUGUGCAAAGACAACUGUUAGUAAUAUAUUUUGUUGAUUUUCCAAAGAUUGUAAACAAAGUUUUUUUUUUUUUUUUGACACUUUCAAGUCAUUGCUGUUUUUAGGGCCCAACAUGUCCACUUUACAGCUUAACCAAUGGCCUGCAUUUGUGGAAGGACUACCUGCCAUAUGCUGUUUAUCAGGAAAUUGUCUUGGAAAGAUGGUAGGAGGGUUUAGAAACAAUAACUAUUGUCAUUUCAGUUGGUGGUGCACUUAAAAACAUCUAAUAAACAAUGACUAAUCUGCAGUGUUUUGAUAAUCACAAUACACCUGGCAUUAUAUUAUAGAUGUCUGGAUGGAAGCUACAGAGAAUUAUAGCAGCUAUUUUUAUAGAGAGUAUAUUUAAUAAGAAUUUUAACCUCAGAUACUGACAUUGUAUUGUCAUCACUAUCACACUGACCCUUUACCUCACUAGGGGGCAUUAGAGUAUAUUGUAUUCAUGUUCUUAUAACAUAUUUUCUUAUAAAACAUUAGCUAAAAAGUAUCAAUUUUGUGUAAUUUUUUAUGAUUUAGCAUGUUUUUAUAUAUAAAUAUUUUAAUAUUGUCAACCAACAUGUGAUAUUAUUACAUGUCAGUCCUGUGGAGAUGCCCAUGAUUGUCAAUCUGAUGUAAAAAAAAAAAACUUGUAAAUGUAAGAAAAAAAAAGCAUUAAUCGAACGUUUUACAUGUUUAUAGUCUCGUGUUGUUCCAAACUUGUUUGACUCACUUUCUUUUGCAGAACACAAAUGAAUAUAUUUUGAAGAAUGUUUGAGGUUGAGUAAAUGAUGACAAUGUUUCUUUUUUGGUGAACUAGUCAUUUACUGAGUUAGCACUUUGCUCUUUUUAGCCAUUCAACUGAUCAGAAUUGUGUGUCUCAAAGCUGUUUUCUUGAAUAAAGAGGCAACAACAUAUGGACGUGAUUCAAA